Messenger RNA from Gambusia affinis (western mosquitofish), 4885 nucleotides. RefSeq lists its product as uncharacterized. The coding region runs from base 1493 to 2239 and encodes 248 amino acids. The transcript has 11 exons. NCBI's taxonomy places the organism in Eukaryota, Metazoa, Chordata, Actinopteri, Cyprinodontiformes, Poeciliidae. The record is from RefSeq and is a predicted model, not a curated record.
AGCAUAACGUUCAAGUUCGGUCCGGGGGGAUUUCAUUGACGGAUAAAAAUGUCUGGAAUUUUAUCGUUUUUCGGGGGACCAAUAAGCAUCCUUAAAAUGACUGGAAUACGCCAGCCUUUCCAUUUGCCACCCGGCAAUCAAAUCAGAAAGAAGAGGAAGAAGAAGCCUUUCUCGUCCCGGCGGAGCUGCUGCUUGGUGGUCGGUUUGGAGCGAAUGGCGGAGGACUGCGCGAUUUCAACUGAGAAGCCUGCAGAAAACCCUGAGUGUGUCUGUGCCCUUGACCUUGUCUUGCAACCUUUGACCCUGACUUUAAUCCUCUCAGCCCUCCUCUGAGCUCGUUGUUUUAUGCCUGGUCAUGCACAGUAGCAGUGGCAGCAGCCAACACGUUUGUUUCAGAAACAUGCAACCUGAACCGUCAGCACACAGCUGAGAGCUGCGAAUCACAAGAUGCUGAAUAAGACGAUAGUUUCUGGUGAAAACUCAUCAGUUGAAGAACAAACUUCAACAAAACAUUCAGCUUUAUUUGUCGAAGCUUCUUCCUGUUAACUGUAGAGCAUUUCCUGAAGCUCCUCCACCUCUCAUCAGCUCAGCCCAGCCCCACAGGGAUCUCCUGUUCGCGCCGCGGACGCCAUUUCGUCGAGUCUGCCCCCUGCUGAGCUGCAGGUCGAUUUUAAGCCAACAUGCACCAUUAACGAAGCCAUACUUGCCUUUGUGGUGGAUGGGGGGUGGAGGACGCACCCCGCUGGCGGUGGAGGGUCGGACCGAGCUUCAAGCCUCACAGAAGGGUUUUACUGCUCUGGCAGCCCUAAUGAGGAGGAGCAGAAGGAAGAAACAAGUGAUGCUGGGAAGGAGUCUCUUAAUUGUCCUGGAAAAACGACUUUAUACAGAAUGAUCUGCUUUAGGGGUUUGUGUCUAAAUCCAAAUAAGCUGCUGCAGGCCAAGGCCCCCAAAUCAACAUUUACUUUCUCACAUCAAAAUGGCUUCAAACAGAUCUGCAAUUAUGCAAUCCUACAUCUUUGAAAAGCAGAAGUGGAGCCUCCUGUACAAUCAACAAGAAUCCAGCAAGUGGUUUCUGGAUGUUUUUCCUCAGGACCUGCCUGGCAUUGUGCUGCUUCCUGUCCUGGCAGACUUUAUGGGGACAAGUAAGAGACGGAUGUGUGUGCAGGGACACACAGAAAUACACACAAUAGCAGGAGCGUCUGAUUCAUCUUUCUGCCCCUGAAGUAAAACCUGGGCUCAUUCAGAUGAUCCUCAUCUCCUUCCAGAGAAACCUGAGAUUAGAGAGAAAGAGAAGGCAAGAGUGACUUUCUCCAGCCGGGAUCUGGACAGAUGUGGAAACUUCUCUCAGCGCCACAGGAAGCCGGAUAGAUCAGCCUGGAAGCAGACGGCUGCAGCCGCCAACCCAACAGAAGACAGCAGGAACAGAUGCAGAGUGAAGGAUAAUGACUGACAUGGUGUGUGGGAAAGCUCGGCCUCAGCAGCUGGAGAGACGAUGACUAACGUCAGCAGUGAGUUUGACCUUCCAGCCCGUGAAGAUGUAGUCAGCUCGGUUUCCAUGGAGAUGCCUCCAAACGCGGCGCGCUCUGCCUGGUUGCCAUGGUCGCUGUGGUUGAUGUUCGCGCUGACCUCUGACUGCCAGCCGAUGCUCUUCGACCCUGAAGCGGCGAACGCCACGCUGCUGUUCGACAGCGGCGGCGGCCUGCGGACCUGCAGCUGCCCCGCUCCGGUCCCGGACUGCGACGCGGCCCAGGGCGUCUCCCGGUGCCGCUGCAGCACCGUGCCACGGUCGGAGCUGGACCGCGCCAGCCUCGGGCGGACCGUGGCGGUGUGGGUGAGGGAGCUGUGGGUGCUGGAGGAGCUGCUCAACAGCAGCGCCGUCGCUCAUCUUCGGCUGUCGUUCUGCGGCGCGGAGCCGCUGCAAAGCCGGCAGCUGGUUCUGCUCGGGUUGCGGUCGCUCAGCGUUCACAGCGCCGCCCCCGGAGCGCCGUACCCCGACCAGGAAGUCAGGGUUUCGCCAUCAGUCGGGGCGGCGCCCGAGCCGGACUCCUCCGCUUCCCACCACAUGAGUUUCGUCGACGUCGGCGUUCUGAACGGACUGUCGGCUCUGAAGGCGUACAGCGUCAUCGGACCGCCGCUUCACACCUUCUCCCAGUUCUUCCCACACCUGGUUUUCCCACUGGAGUCCAAGGAAAACGCCUCAGAACCGUCACAGCAGACGCUCGUCACGUUCGUGUACUGAAGGAGCAGAAUAUUACCGAGAAAAUAUUUCACAUGUGGAUACGAGCACAAACAUUAGCAUGCUCAGGUUGCAUGUUUCUCAUAUUUCCCAUUAGCAUCACUGCCAUUUUCAAGAUGGCCGCCGUUUAUGAGGUUUCUUUCUACAAAAGAGUAUUAGAGCCACAAGAGAUGAAAGCCAUAAUGUGAGAAUAAAGUCAUAACGUUUCGACUCUAUUCUAGAAAUAUCAUCAAUUUAUUCUCAUAAUGUUACGUCCAUUUUUUCUUGAAAUAUUCUGACUCUUCUGGUGUUAUUGUUACUUUAUUUUCAUAGAAUUUUUUUCUUGUAAUAUUAUGAUUUUUUUCUAUUUUCUAUUUUUUUCUCUUUCUUUUAGUGUGGCCCUAAUGCUACGUCGUACUUUUAGACCAGUUAUUGCCAUAAAAUGUCACCCAUUUUCAUUAUUAGGAUGAACUUUAUGACUUUUUUCAUCCUGUUUAUGCAACUUUAAUGUGAUAAUAUGUAACAAAAUCAGAACUUGCUGUCUGUAGAUCUCAAUCAACUAGAAAGGAUGUGGAUUUGCAACACAGACUUACAGUCGUCUUAAUGGUUAGCGUUAGCCUCCACUACGUAUGUGAUUUGAAACAUGAUUUGUUCUUAGCAGUUUAGUGUUAGCUUCAGCUAUUUUUUUAUCUUUAGCAGUGUAGUGUUAGCUUCCUGUCAUUUUAUGUUCAGCGUUAGCUUCUGAAAGUAUUUAAUGUCUAUAGCGGUUUAGCAUUAGCAUAGCUAAGCAUCUUUUUAGUGAAUUAGAGGUUUGUGAACCUAACUUUUUAGAUAGCUGUGCUCGCUACUGGCAAAAACUACUGCCGAUUUUAGUGCAAAUAUUUUCUCCAUUACAAUCAUGGCGGCCAUUUUGAAAAAUGUCCACCAGAAAAAUAAAGCACAAGAACAAGAAAAUACAAAUGAUUUCAAAUGUUUAAAUUUGACACCAAAUAUAUUUAUCUAAUUGGUAACUUUAUUGCAACCAUUAAUUUUCCAUGACAACCUUGGUAGCCAUUUUGUAAAAUAAAAAAAAUAUCAGGAUAUGUGAUUUCUAUGGGUCCUAUUAUGCAUGCAUGAUUCCACACCAAAAUUAUUUAUCUGAUAAAUAUUGUGCAAAAGUAAGUUUUCAUUGACGACAACGAUGGCGGCCAUUUUGAAUUUUGUGCCUAGUUUGGUUCUUGUAUCCACAUGUGAAAGAUUUUCCUAAAGUAUUCAGUAAUCUGCUGCACUAUAAAAAGUUCUCAUUUGCAGACUGAAAAAAGGGAAAGUUACGCUGCAGCUGCUGAAAGAUGUAGAAAAGUGGUUGGGAUAUUUUAUAUUUCCUGUCAGCUAGUAGAAAUCUCUCACCAAUCAUUGGACUUUUAUUGUUUUAUUGUCAUUUUCUACAUUAAUUCAUCCUUUUUUUUAGAUUUACUGAAAAAUAUAUCUUCUGUUAAUUCCAGCUUGACCGUAUAUUCAAUAGUUUUCAGCUUUUUAUUUACCUUCCACAAUGUAUUAACCUUAAAGCUCAAUUCAAAUCCUCAUCCGGUGCUUUGCAUACAUGAUCUCUAAGGUACGACAUCAAUAUGAAGCUAAUUUUACUGCAGAAAAUGUUGUCAAACCUGCUCACUAACACUGUUUUUUAUUGAUCACAUGCAUCCCAUCCUGCACAAAUCCACUCUGACGACAUCUGAAAAACAAUUUAACAGAAAUAUAAAUCAUGUUGUGGCGUAGAGGAGCACAUUCAUCGGGUUUAGCUGCUCUACUUGUGAAGCUUUAGUUGAUUUUUUGCUCUAUAUUUUGAAAUAUUUGCACACGUUUUUUUGCUGCUGUGGCUCAGUGUGAUAAUUUUACUAGAGGGGUGUAAUAUUUUAUAGUUUGGUUGAAUACUUACUAAAUACGGAAACAGCAUCAAGAAUACUGAUACCGCUACUUUAGGCAUUUUUGUGUAUUUCUUUGAAUUAUUUAGUUCAAACUGUAGAAAAUACUCUAAGAUAUUAACAUUAUCAAAUAGAAUAAAUUUGUUAAGAAGUGCCAUCAUCAAUAAAUACCAAAAUGACGGCCAAUUUUCCAUUAAUUUAUUUUAAAAGCAACUCUGUUAACAGUCUAAGUUUUAAUCUUGUUUUGAAGGAACUCAGUGUUUUGACUGUUUUGUUUGUUCCAGUGAUUUAUAAACGAACAGACCUGAUACUUUACUAAAGAUAAACACAUGAAUAUGUUUCUCCAGAUCUUAUUCAUCCUUUAAAUCUUGAAAUGUUCUUCAGGUGGUAGAAGGCCGACUUUGUAACCGUCUUUAUGUGUCUCAGAAUGUUCAGGUUCCUUCUAUCAUAACUUUACCAGCUUUGUUUUUAUUUGCUCCCUUUUUAAAUCUACUUCUGUGCCUAUUUACACCUCACCCAUUCACCACUUUAUAUAGUGGAUGAAUGGAUAAUUUAUUAGCUCCCUGAUUUCGCAGUUUGUUUGGUUUCCUGAAUCUUUUCAAUCUGUCCAAGUCAAAUCCGCUCCAGAUGUUUUGUUUUUUGUUUAUUUUUGUCACAUCGUGUUUCGAGAUUCUAAUUUAGGAUCUUUGAUUUUUUAAUUUUUUUCCAGCAUCUUAUCUUUUCCUUACAGUGUAAUAAAGUCGGUUUGCUCAUCUAUUCGCCUUUGGAUCCU